AUGCGGUACCUGUUCGCGGCGCUGCGGGAGCAGCCCCCCCCCACUCACGUCGUGGCGUGUUUCGACGCCCCCGCGGGCAGCCACGCGAUCCGCUCGGGCGUCACGUUCCGCAACGAGAUCUACAGCGACUACAAGAACCACCGCGCCCCCACGCCGCCCCAAGUCAGCGAGGCUGUCUCUAUGCUCAUGGUCCUCCUCCCGAUGAUCGGCGUCCCCGUCGUCUCGGUGCCGGGAGUCGAAGCCGACGACUGCAUCGCGACGCUCGCCUCGCGGUUCCUCGCGGACGGCGUCGGCGUCACGAUCGUCUCGAACGACAAGGACCUGCACCAGCUGCUCCAGCCGGGCGUGCGCGCGCUGCGCUCGUCGCCACGUGGCGCGCCGGGGUUCUUUGAGGCAUACCACGAGGAGGACUUUCGUGCGCAGUGGGGGGGUCUCUCGCCCGCGCAGUUCGUCGAGCUGCAGGCGCUCAUGGGCGACAGCACGGACAACGUCCCGGGCGUGCGCGGCGUCGGGCCGAAGACCGCGAUGAAGUGGGUGGGGGAGUACGGCGACGUGGAGGGUGCCAUCGCCGCCGCGGAACGCGGGGAGCUCAAGCCGAAGCGGCUGUGCGAGGUUCUCACGAGCCCCGAGGGCCGGCACGCCGCGCGGCUGUCGCGCGAGCUCGUGACGAUCCACUGUGGGCUGUCGGUGCCGCCGUUGACGAUGCCGCUCGAGUCGUACGCGCUGCGGGUGCCGGAGGACGGCGGGGUGGAGGCGGUGCGGCUGCUGCUGGAUAUGGAGAUGGCGAAGACGGUGGAGGAGCUGCAGGACAUGUGGGCCGGGCGGUUCGGACACAGGUUGGACCUGGCGACACCUGGGCUGCUCAGCACGUCGCAGACGGCGGUUGCGGACCGGGGACAGCCGUUCUAA
Messenger RNA from Pedinophyceae sp. YPF-701, 909 nucleotides. The record is from the annotation of a GenBank genome assembly. Lineage: Eukaryota; Viridiplantae; Chlorophyta; Pedinophyceae.